This is a messenger RNA of Rhinolophus ferrumequinum (greater horseshoe bat), 7097 nucleotides long. It is a transcript of the gene KCNH7, whose product is annotated as potassium voltage-gated channel subfamily H member 7. Gene Ontology annotation, molecular function: inward rectifier potassium channel activity. Gene Ontology annotation, cellular component: membrane. The transcript is spliced from 17 exons. The record is from RefSeq and is a predicted model, not a curated record. NCBI's taxonomy places the organism in Eukaryota, Metazoa, Chordata, Mammalia, Chiroptera, Rhinolophidae. Bases 336 to 3965 code for a protein of 1209 amino acids. Gene Ontology annotation, biological process: membrane repolarization during action potential; potassium ion transmembrane transport.
GGGAGAAGAGAAACAGAUCGAUUGCCCUUGUGACUCCCCGCCCCCUCCCCCACGGCUCCCUCCCCCGCCGCCUCCCCUCACCCCGCCUCCUCCUCUCUCCCCACCCUUAAACCUUCUCACCGGCGGCAGUCCGGAAGGUGAGGGGAAUGGAUUGGACUCCGGUGAGGAAAGCGGGUAUCUAGAAGUGGUGCUGAUGGGAGGAGACUGCUGGUUUCCAAAGAGGAUGCUCUGCUACCAAGAGCGGCUCGCGCGCUGGCCUGGGCUCUAGCCGGAGGAGAGAUCCCGGGAGAACUCCGGAGCUCGCGGGGAGCGCUCCUCGGAAGACCGAGGUCAACAUGCCUGUUCGCAGGGGGCAUGUGGCACCACAAAACACAUUUUUGGGGACCAUCAUACGGAAAUUUGAAGGGCAAAAUAAAAAAUUUAUCAUUGCAAAUGCCAGAGUGCAGAACUGUGCCAUCAUCUACUGCAACGAUGGGUUCUGCGAGAUGACUGGUUUCUCCAGGCCAGAUGUCAUGCAAAAGCCAUGCACUUGCGACUUUCUCCAUGGGCCCGAGACCAAGAGGCAUGAUAUUGCCCAAAUUGCCCAGGCAUUGCUGGGGUCAGAGGAGAGGAAAGUGGAGGUCACCUACUAUCACAAAGAUGGUUCCACGUUCAUUUGCAACACUCACAUAAUUCCAGUGAAAAACCAAGAGGGCGUGGCCAUGAUGUUCAUCAUUAAUUUUGAAUAUGUGACGGAUGAGGAAAAUGCUGCCUCCCCAGAGAGGGUAAAUCCAAUAUUACCAGUCAAAAACGUAAACCGGAAACUUUUUGGGUUCAAGUUCCCUGGUCUGAGAGUUCUCACUUACAGAAAGCAGUCCUUACCACAAGAAGAUCCUGAUGUGGUCAUAAUUGACUCAUCUAAACAGAGUGAUGAUUCAGUAGCCAUGAAGCACUUCAAGUCUCCUACAAAAGAAAGCUGCAGUCCCUCUGAAGCAGAUGAUACAAAAGCCUUGAUACAGCCCAGCCAAUGUUCUCCCUUGGUGAAUAUAUCUGGACCUCUUGACCAUUCCUCUCCCAAAAGGCAAUGGGACCUACUCUACCCUGACAUGCUGCAGUCAAGUUCCCAGCUGACUCAUUCCAGAUCGAAGGAAAGCAUUUGUAGUAUACGGAGGGCAUCGUCAGUGCAUGAUAUAGAAGGGUUCAGUGUCCACCCCAAGAAUAUAUUUAGAGACAGACAUGCCAGUGAAGACAAUGGUCGCAAUGUCAAAGUUUCACGUUCCUGGAUGGCAGGGGGGCCUUUUAAUCAUAUCAAGUCAAGCCUCCUGGGAUCCACAUCGGAUUCAAACCUCAACAAAUACAGCACCAUCAACAAGAUUCCACAGCUCACUCUGAAUUUUUCAGAUGUCAAAACUGAAAAAAAGAAUACCUCCCCUCCUUCUUCUGAUAAAACCAUUAUUGCACCCAAGGUUAAAGAUCGAACACACAAUGUAACAGAGAAAGUUACCCAGGUUCUCUCUUUAGGAGCAGAUGUCCUGCCAGAAUAUAAACUGCAGACGCCACGCAUCAACAAGUUUACAAUAUUGCACUAUAGUCCUUUCAAGGCAGUCUGGGAUUGGCUUAUUCUCCUGUUGGUCAUAUACACUGCUAUAUUCACUCCCUACUCUGCAGCCUUUCUCCUCAAUGACAGAGAAGAGCAGAAAAGACGAGAAUGUGGCUAUUCUUGUAGCCCCUUGAAUGUGGUAGACUUGAUUGUGGAUAUUAUGUUUAUCAUAGAUAUUCUAAUAAACUUCAGAACAACUUAUGUAAAUCAAAAUGAGGAAGUGGUAAGUGAUCCCGCCAAAAUAGCAAUACACUACUUCAAAGGCUGGUUCCUGAUUGACAUGGUUGCAGCAAUUCCUUUUGACUUGCUGAUUUUUGGAUCUGGUUCUGAUGAGACAACGACAUUAAUUGGUCUUUUGAAGACAGCUCGACUCCUUCGUCUUGUGCGAGUGGCUCGCAAACUUGACCGAUACUCAGAAUAUGGCGCUGCUGUGUUAAUGCUCUUAAUGUGCAUAUUUGCCCUGAUUGCUCACUGGCUGGCUUGCAUUUGGUAUGCAAUCGGGAAUGUAGAAAGGCCUUACCUGACCGACAAAAUUGGAUGGUUGGAUUCCUUAGGACAGCAAAUCGGAAAACGUUACAAUGACAGUGACUCAAGCUCUGGACCUUCCAUUAAAGACAAAUACGUCACAGCACUUUAUUUUACCUUCAGCAGUUUAACCAGUGUGGGAUUCGGGAAUGUGUCUCCUAACACCAAUUCGGAGAAAAUAUUUUCAAUUUGUGUCAUGUUGAUUGGCUCACUAAUGUAUGCAAGCAUUUUUGGGAACGUAUCUGCAAUUAUCCAAAGACUAUACUCGGGAACUGCCAGGUACCACAUGCAAAUGCUGCGAGUAAAAGAGUUCAUUCGCUUUCACCAAAUUCCCAACCCUCUGCGGCAACGGCUUGAAGAAUAUUUCCAACAUGCGUGGACUUACACCAAUGGCAUUGACAUGAACAUGGUCCUCAAGGGUUUCCCAGAAUGUUUACAAGCUGACAUUUGUCUACAUCUCAACCAGACUUUGCUGCAAAACUGCAAAGCCUUUAGGGGGGCAAGUAAAGGUUGCCUUAGAGCUUUGGCAAUGAAGUUCAAGACCACCCAUGCACCUCCAGGAGACACUCUGGUUCACUGUGGGGAUGUCCUUACUGCACUUUAUUUCUUAUCCAGAGGCUCCAUUGAAAUCCUCAAAGAUGACAUUGUGGUAGCUAUUCUGGGAAAAAAUGACAUAUUUGGAGAAAUGGUCCAUCUUUAUGCCAAGCCUGGAAAGUCUAAUGCAGAUGUAAGAGCUCUCACAUACUGUGACUUGCAUAAGAUCCAGAGAGAAGACUUAUUAGAGGUUUUGGAUAUGUAUCCGGAGUUUUCUGAUCACUUUCUCACAAACCUGGAGUUGACUUUCAACCUACGGCAUGAGAGUGCAAAGGCUGAUCUCUUACUACGAUCACAGUCCAUGAAUGACUCUGAAGGAGACAACUAUAAACUACGAAGAAGGAAAUUGUCAUUUGAUAGUGAAGGAGAGAAAGAUUUUGGCAAAGGAAACAGUACAAAUGAUCCUGAAGACUCUGUAGAUACCAUAAGAAAUUAUCAGAGUUCCAAGAAACAAUUUGAAGAGAAAAAAAGCGGAUCUUCAUCUUUCAUCUCCUCCAUUGAAGAUGAACAAAAGCCUCUCUUCUCAGGAAUAGCAGAUUCACUUCCAAGAAUAGGGAAAGCAACUGGACUUGAUUUUGAAGAAACAGUGCCCACCUCAGGAAGAAUUCACACAGAUAAAAGAAGUCACUCUUGCAAAGAUAUCUCUGACACAAGAAGCUGGGAACGAGAAAAUGUCCAGACUCAGGCUGAUGAGUCUAGUCCCUCAGCACUUCCGCGAGCUGCCUGGGGAAUCUCUGAAACCGAAAGUGACCUCACAUAUGGGGAAGUAGAGCAAAGAUUAGAUUUACUUCAAGCACAACUUAACAGACUUGAAUCCCAAAUGACCGCUGACAUCCAGACCAUCUUACAGUUGCUGCAGAAACAAACCGCUGUGGUCCCCCCAGCCUACAGUAUGGUAACUGCAGGAGCAGAGUAUCAGAGACCCAUGAUCCACCUGAUGAGAACCAGUCACCCGGGAGCAUCCAUCAAGACAGAUCGAAGUUUUAGUCCUUCCUCACAAUGUCCUGAAUUUCUAGACCUUGAAAAAUCUAAACUUAAAUCCAAAGAAUCCCUCUCAAGUGGCGUGCAUCUGAACACAGCUUCAGAAGACAACUUGACUUCACUUUUAAAACAAGACAGUGAUCUCUCUUUAGAGCUUCACUCACGGCAAAGAAAAACUUACCUCCAUCCAACGAGGCAUCCUUCUUUGACAGAUUCAUCCCCAAGCACUGUAGGAAUCCUGGGUCUUCAUAGGCAUGUUUCUGAUCCUGGUCUUCCAGGGAAAUAAUCGUUUUGUACUAUUUACUCCAUAUACAAUAUAAGUGCUUUUAAAUGGCUGUUUUCCUUUUUGUAUUUAAAUCCUCUCUACUUGACUCAGGGGCUCAAAGUUACCAUUAUAUGCAAAAGUACUGUAUAUUUUCCUAAAUUGAAGCUUGUAAGGUAAAAGUGAGCAGUUAGGAUGUAAAUAUACAUAUGAACUCCUUUGUUCCAAAUGUUAAAACUGCCAGCAUCUCAAGGCACCUUAUUUUAUUUAUUUAUUUUUUAAAUCAUGUGCAUGUUAGGAAACUCCAAUUUCUCUUGCAUGGAGACUCCUAUUUACUGCUUUGACUAAAUCAGUACUUUGUUAUGAAAAUGCCUUCAAGCAAAUGAGAAACCAAGGGAUGAAACUGUUUAGGGAAGCAACUCAGAUGAUCCUCAACCCAAGGAAGUUCAAGGGGGAGAAAGGGAACUUAGUUACUUUUAAGAACAGACGUCCUUGUGUACCGGGAUAUUUAUAGUUAAUUUACAUUCAUUCCACCACACUGGGAAAAAAAUGCAGUUUUCGAGUUAUAAAUCUCUGACAGUAUAGGAAGACAUCUCCAAAUACAUGAAUAUAGGCAAGCAUUAAUGAGGCCUUUCUAUUUAAAAUUCUGUCACUAACUGCAUUUACAAUCUACUUAAAAUAUUUUCCACUGGAACAUUUCCUUGAAUGAUUAGAAACAAGUUUGUCUAAUUUGGGGGUGGGGGCAAGGGAGGAAGAACUGCUGAACUGUGACUGACAUGAAUUGUUAUCCACAGCUUUCUUCCAAUUCAUGUUUUAGAGCAACCUUGAAUUUGAUCAAAAGAGUGGCUACACAUAGUUUUCAAAAAAUGUGCGAUUUUAGUGGAUUUGCAUGGCAAAACUAACUUCCAUUAAGGAUAUGUUGUUCUUUGGCUUUCUAAUCCCAGCUAUGGAAAAACAAUGUGCAUUUACCUGCCUAUAAAGGAAAUGCACGCCCCAGCAGUAAAACCUCAAUUUUAUUUGGUUAUUCAAACACCUUUGCUCAUCGAAGAUUAAAUGAAAAUCUAUUAAAUAUAGAUUGGGCUGAAUAUAUACUGACCCCAGAAUAUCGGAACAUACAAUGGAAUACAUUUUAGUAUCUUCAACUGUUAGAUUUUCUUUUGAGGAGGAAGGCAUACACUGCUCAUAAAAUCGAUGUACAGAAAAAAAUUCCAAGUUAAUUUAAGAUUCUGAUUAGUCAAGUUCUAGUUAAGGUGUUUGUUUUUUUUUUUCCAAUUCAUUUGAGUACAAUUUUAAACGUAUUAAAGACUGAACCAGUCUUCUUUAAUACCAUAUCCUGUCCACCUGAACAAAAUUUUGUAAUUUGUUGGUUUUCUUAGUCCAUUGCUAAUUCCUGCACUCAUAUAUUUUUUAAGAAACAUUAUACCUGUGCACAUUAUUAAAUAGGUAUCCCUCUAGGAUAGAAAUAUAAUCUAUUGAUUUACCUUUACCAUUGAUACUAAUGUAUUAGCUUCAAAUACAAUUUAUUUAAAUUUACAAAAACUAUUGCACUAUUUAAAAUAUGAUUGAAGUGACCUUAAAUUGCUCCUUAGUUUUAAGUGGUCACAUAAGUUGAUAAUUUGUGAGAGAUGCAGUCUGUAGACAUAAUAUGUUAAUCCCUGCUUAAUUUUUGAAAAACCAAAACAUAUGCAAUCAAGUCCGAAUGGCAAAAUGACCAGUCAAUUGAAUAAAAGUAUAAUAAUUUUAACCAGCUUCCCAAACCAUUUGGUGUGAUGCAGAUAGAAAUGUAGGGACUCACUGAUGCUUUUAUUUCCUCAUUCAAUGAACAUUUGUGGGUGCCUAACAAGGGAGAGAGAAAUAGCUAACAAACUCUGAUUCAGAGGACGAUAUAGAGAUUUUAUUUCCACAUUUAGGCACAUUUUUGCAGCUGCAACACAUUUCAUAAGGAUUUCUAGCCUAAGCUCCAGGGAAAUUCAGAGUAAAUUCACCAGAGACUGUUCAUUUGUAGGAAGAGAGAAUUUGGCGGGUGAGGAAUUUAGAUCUGAUUGUUUGAUUAGUGAAUGCUUCAGCUCCAACAUUUGGUGUGACAUGCAUAUAAUUCAACUUUCCACAUGGAGCGGAUACACUUAACAAAAACUAAGCAGCAAGGAAUGGGAAGGUGGGGAACAGUGUGCAAGCAUCCAGCUUGUUUAAAUUCUAGCAUAACACAAACCUUUUCCUUCCUAAUUCCUUGCUAUGAAUUAAUUUCGUGGUAUUAAGAUCUAAGUCUCAGAGUUGGACAGAAUUAUAAAGGUUCCUUCCUGCAGGAUAUUAGCUUAAAAAGAGCCUGAGCAAUAUAAAGAUGCUAUUUAUUACUCAGGCAUAAAUAUCAGAAGACUCAGUGGUUAAAAUGACUUAUAGAUGACCAAGGAAAUUACCUUAAUUUACAAAAUCCAUCCCCUUGUCCCAGCCAAAGAUCUAAUACCUGAAAUCACCAUCACUUUCCCCAUGGGCUGUGGCAAAAUCAAUCUGACCCCUCCAUUGUGGGAUCCUGCUGGAAACCAGGUUCAAUUGCUGCAGCCAAUAAUAGCAUCAGCAGGGCAACUGCUCUCCUUCUAGGCCACUGGAAGCACUAACGUAACACCUUCUGCAUUCCACCUAAACAUAUUGUUACCUGGUCCCAGACCUAAAGAAAACGUCAUCUCAAAUCUAAAGUUUAUUGGAGUUAGACAUGUUCCUGUUGUUAUUUAAUUGCUGGGCAGAGAGUUAAAAUUUGGACUUAUAAUUUUACCCUAUAGGGGAGUCCCAUGCUUCAAUUAGUGGAAAAACCAGGAAUGAAAAAUGGUGAUGUUCUUGCGGGAUUUUUAAUAAUCACGUGUUUAGCAAAUAUACAAAGGCAGAGGAGCAUAUAAGACAGCACCGUUUCUCAAGUCCAUUAAAAUGGGUUGGUCAUCACAGCUGAACUUCCAACUCUUCUAGUCAGGAGAUACGGAAAUUAAAUAAGGUCAUAGUGGCAUUUGGCAUCAGGUUGCUUACAAGAUCUUUUUGGAGUAUGAUCUCUUGCAACGGCUCCAAAAUGCCUAAGAGAACAAUGCCCUGAUCCAAAUGUUAUUUUAAAACACCAUCAUAUAUUACGUAAGAAUAACAUUUAUCACCUCAUCGGCAUAUCUAAAAUAAUAA